Messenger RNA from Scomber japonicus (chub mackerel), 1236 nucleotides. Its product is annotated as nuclear factor 7, brain-like. The coding region runs from base 1 to 1236 and encodes 411 amino acids. The transcript has a single exon. The record is from RefSeq and is a predicted model, not a curated record. Lineage: Eukaryota; Metazoa; Chordata; Actinopteri; Scombriformes; Scombridae. Gene Ontology annotation, molecular function: protein binding; zinc ion binding.
AUGUCAUGUCUGAAGAAACAUCAGCUGAUCGAUCCUGUUGAGAACCUGGAGGACAGGAUGUGUAUGAAGCACAAUAAAGCUCUGGCGUUGUUCUGUAAGGACGAUCAGACAUGUGUCUGUAUCCUCUGCACUAUUUCAGACCACAAGACACAUGAAGUUGUUCCUCUGAAAGAGGAAUGUGAAGAAAAGAAGGCUGAGCUGGGGAAGACAGAGGCUGAAAUUCGGCAGAUGAUCCACACAAGACGACUGAAGAUUCAAGAGAUUAAACACUCAGUCGAGCUCAGCAAGGAAAAUACAGACAAAGAGAUAGCAGAAGAUGUUGAGGCCUUCACCAAACUGAAGGAGUCAGUUGAGAGAUGCCAAGCCAGAGUCAUCAAGACUAUUGAAGAGAAGCAUAAAUUGACAGAGAAACAGGCUGAAGACUUCAUCAAAGAGCUGGAGAAGGAAAUCUCUCUGCUGAAGAAGAGAAGUUCUGAGUUGGAGAAGCUCUCACACUCUGAAGAUCACUUUAACCUCAUCCAAAGCUUCAAGUCUCUGAAUGCUGUUCCACCCACCAAAGACUGGGCAGAAGUCAUAAUUCCUCCUCAGUCGUACGAUGGGACUGUGAAGACAGCUUUGGAUGAAGUGGUGGAGAAAAUGAAGAACAUGUUCACAAAGGAUGAACUGAUGUGGGCCCAGAAGUAUGAGGUGGAUGUGAUGCUGGAUCCUGAUACAGCAAAUCCCAAACUCAUCCUGUCUGAUGAUGGGAAACAAGUCCAUCAUGUUGAUGCCAAGAAGAAUCUCCCAGACAACCCAGAAAGAUUUUCUAAUUGUCCAUUUGUCUUAGGGAAGCAGACUUCUUCUUCUGGAAGAUUUUACUUUGAGGUUCAGGUUAAAGAGAAGACUCAUUGGGAUUUAGGAGUUGCCAGAGAGUCGAUCAAUAGGAAGGGGUUAAUCACAAUUAGCUGUAAGAAAGGUUACUGGACUAUGUGUUUGAGGAAUGAAAAACAGUACUUUGCUUAUGGUAAAACUUCAGUCCUUCUCUCUCUGAAGUCAAAGCCUGAGAAGGUGGGUGUGUUUGUAGAUUAUGAGGAGGGUCUGGUCUCCUUUUAUGACGUCGAUGCUGCAGUUCUUAUCUACUCCUACACCAACUGUGCCUUCAAUGAGAAACUCCUCCCAUUCCUCUGUCCCUGUCUUAAUCAGGAUGGUAAAAACUCAACUCCUCUGAUCAUCUCCCCAGUCCACUGCAAUGAGUAG